Molecule: messenger RNA, 1176 nt
Organism: Entrophospora sp. SA101
Lineage: Eukaryota; Fungi; Glomeromycota; Glomeromycetes; Entrophosporales; Entrophosporaceae
Source: the annotation of a GenBank genome assembly
AUGAACUUGAUGCUAAAUGACAAGAACAUAAUUCACUUGCAAGGAAAGUUGACUCGUUUGGAUGAACCUUUUAAGAAUUUAAGAGAAACUACUGAAAAAGUUGAACUCAAAGAAAAAAUUCUUCUUUCAAAUAAUUUAUUUGUUCAAUCAAUUAAAAAAGAAAAAAGAAUUCAACAAAUAACUAACCACCUCAUUGGCAAUCCGUCUAGAAAAUCAUCAGAGGAUGUAGUGGUGGUAGCAGCAGCGGUGCUUGAUAAAUCAAAAAUUGAUUCGAAGUUGAUUCAAGAUGUGGCGGUUGGUAAUGUUUUACCACCUGGUGGUGGAGCUACGGUUGCAAGAGCCGCAGCUUUGUUUACUGGUAUUCCUGAUACUGCUGAUUUGAACACUGUUAAUAGACAAUGUUCUUCUGGUUUACAAGCAGUUGUUCAAAUUGCUCACGAAAUUGUGCUUGAUCAAAUUGAAAUUGGGAUAGGCGCUGGAGUUGAAAAUUGUUUACUUCCGAUGGGAGCAACUUCAGAAAAUGUAGCAGAAGAAUUUGGAGUCACGAGAGCCAAACAAGAUCAAUUUGCUGUUUUGUCUCAUCAAAAAGCAGCAGCAGCGCAAAAAUCUGGUCUUUUUAAAGAAGAAAUAAUUCCUGUAAGAACCAAAUGGAUUGAUCCCAAGACAGGGGAUGAGAAAGAAAUAGUUGUUGAUAAAGAUGAUGGAAUUCGUAAGAACACAACAUUGGAAGGAUUAGCCAAAUUGAAACCAGCGCUCAAAGAAAAUGGUACUACUACAGCAGCAGCAGCGGUUUUAUUGAUGAAACGUAAGACAGCUGAAAGACUUAGAUUACCAAUUAUUGGUAGGUUUAUUAGAGCAUCAGUUGUUGGGUUUCCACUAAGGGUGAUGGGAAUAGGGCCUGCUUAUGCAAUUCCGACUGUUCUUAAACUAGUAGGGCUUUCAGUUAAUGAUAUUGUCAUUUAUGAAAUUAAUGAAGCUUUUGCUUCACAAGCAAUAUAUUCUAUUGAGAAAUUAGGAGCAAUUGCAAUCGGACAUCCUUUGGGUUGUACUGGUGCACGUCAAGUAUCAACACUCUUGACAGAGUUAAGAAGAACAAGGAAGAAAUUAGGAGUUAUUUCUAUGUGUAUCGGAACAGGAAUGGGAAUGUCUGCUGUUUUUGAAGCAGAAUUUGCUUAA